CAGAAUCAGGAGUUGGGUUAGCACCUGUUAUCGUUGCGAACAGCACAAAGAAAAGUUUGUACGAAGGUUGACUAACUUCCUGCGCCGAUCAAAGGGUCUGUUGUGUCCAGGCCUCUUGUCCUUCCCCCGUCCUCCGCACCGGCGCAAGUCACCCGAACCUCGCCCGUCACGUUAUCUUACGAUCAAACCCCCGAAACUUUUCUAGCGAGAUGAAUCAUCGUCACGUCAAUUCCAUCCGUGCCAGCCAACAUGGCGGCUCCAGGUCGGCAAAAGACCGUUAUUGUCGGUGCCGGGCCUGUUGGUGCUCUCGCGGCUUUGUACGCCGCAGGGCGAGGCGAUGAGGUUGAAGUGUAUGAGCUGAGAGGCGGUAUGUAUGCUGCUGCGCCGCCGGUUCAUAGGAUAUGUCUCAAGGCAUCGAAAUCAAGGCUAAAUGUGUUUCUCAGAUCUUCGGGAUCCAUCAACUGUUCCGUUAAACUUCACAAGGUCAAUCAAUCUCGCGCUCUCCGAGCGCGGGAUCAACUCGAUGAGAAAUGCCAAGUGCAAAGGCCUCGUGGAAUCUGUGCUCGCUGACACCAUUCCUAUGCAUGGUCGUAUGAUUCAUGGCAUCAAAAACGGUUCUUUGUUUGAAGAAUCUCAAGCAUAUGAUAUCCAUGGCAGAUUUAUCCGAGCUGUCGAUCGCGCAGGACUCAACAAGCGUCUUCUAGACGAGCUGGACAACAUGCCCAAUGUGAAGUUCUUUUACAACCACAAGCUCGUUGGCGCGGACUUCGCAAAUAAGAAAGCCUGGUUUGAAAAACGACAGCCUGGUGCUCCACGGUAUUCACGUGCCGAAGAGGUUGAAAUUGCUUUCGAUUUCAUGAUUGGUGCCGAUGGUGCCCACUCAGCCGUACGCUAUCAUUUGAUGAAGUUCACGAGGAUGAACUACACACAGGAGUACAUUGACACGCUGUGGUGCGAGUUCCACAUCACACCGAAGAAGACUGAAUCAGGUGAUGAAUUCAGGAUCUCCCCCAACCACCUGCACAUAUGGCCCGCCGGUGGAUUCAUGUUCAUUGCCAUUCCCAGUCUUGAUAAGAGCUUUACGUCGACCCUUUUCAUGCCUGCGACCAACUUUGAGCGACUAAACUCAAACCCAGACGCAAUCGUUCCCUUCUUCAAGGAGCAUUUUCCGGGCGUAGUCGGCACACUCAUCUCGGAAUCCGAAAUACGGAGGCAGUACAAAGAGAAUCCACACUUGCCGCUUAUUUCCAUCAAGUGUACACCCUACCACUUCGAUUCUGCGGUCGUUAUCCUGGGAGAUGCCGCACACGCCAUGGUCCCUUUCUACGGCCAAGGCAUGAACGCCGGUCUUGAGUCUGUGCGCGUCCUCUACGACAAACUAGAUGAGCAUCUUCUUCCAACAUCGUCCACUGCGCUCCUUACAAAGGCCGAACGAGAUGCGCUGCGCGCAAAAGCACUUGCCGCGUACACAGAAACACGCACGCCUGAUGCCCUUGCGAUCUCUGAUCUCGCGCUCCGAAACUACAAAGAAAUGCGCUCAGACGUGCGAUCGCCAGUCUAUCUUUUGCGUAAAUUUGUUGAAGAGCGAUUAUACGCGUAUGCUCCUUCCCUGGGCUGGGCAACGCAAUAUUCGAGAGUCAGUUUUGGCAACAUGCGGUAUUCUGAUAUUGAGAAGAGGACGCAGCGCCAGGCUAGAAUCCUAGGCACAAGUUUGGUGGUGGCACUGGGGGGAAUAGCUGGCUGGGUUGGAUGGUGGCUGUGGAAGUGGAAGGGACUGGGUGGAGGAGUGAGUUCAGUUAAGGAGAGCAUAUUUAAUUUGGGAUUGCGAUUUGAACGGAUGGGUGGACGAAGGACUUAGACAUAGAGAAGGUAAUAUGCUCGCAAAAUACCCAACCUAUAGAAGAGAGAAAUUUCAAAACGGUUUCCAA
Molecule: messenger RNA, 1928 nt
Organism: Verruconis gallopava
Lineage: Eukaryota; Fungi; Ascomycota; Dothideomycetes; Venturiales; Sympoventuriaceae
Exons: 2
Coding region: 431-1858 (475 amino acids)
Biological process (GO): quinolinate biosynthetic process; L-tryptophan catabolic process; NAD+ metabolic process
Cellular component (GO): mitochondrial outer membrane
Molecular function (GO): FAD binding; NAD(P)H oxidase H2O2-forming activity; kynurenine 3-monooxygenase activity
Source: RefSeq, a predicted model, not a curated record